AUGACCACAUCCAGUCAAGAAUCGCCUGCUCACCGGAGCAGCAAUAGCGUUGCCACCUCCAACGCUGCUUCGCCUCCUCACAACGCCACACUGACGCAAAGAAGCGAUUCACCACCACCAGAGAGGAAAGCCGAAUCAUCUCGCCCAGUCGGGAGUUCCUUCCUUUUCCCAUCUGGAGAGCGUGCCAAGUCGUGGCAAGAGGUCUACCUCUUCGAGCUGCUCGGCGAGCGUGGCGCUCAGAUGCAUGAGACUUCCGAAAAGGGUCAGAAUGUGCAGGUCAGCGACAUCGAGGAGGUCACCAAGGCACAAGAGCAGCAGCAGCGCGCUCACGACCACGCCGCCAUCCCCAAGACGCUCGGAUGGAAGGGAGCCUUCUUCAAUCAGGUCGCCUACGCUAUCGCUCUCGGAAUCCUCAGCAUCCCCAAGGUAGCGGUCUCGCUCGGCGUCGUUCCAUUCAUCCUGCUCACCUUCUUGUUCGCCUACAUCUGCUUCUACACUGGCAACCAGUACUGGAAGCUCAAGAUGCGUUUCCCGGGCUUGCACAAUCUUCAAGAUGCUGGCUACCUCAUGUUUGGGCCUUGGGGAGGACGAUUCCUGGGUAUCUCCCAGCUGAUCUUUUCCAUUUUCCUGCAGGGGAACCAUGUCUUGCUCGGCGGGCAGGCGUUCUACAUUCUUGGGUGGCACUCGUGUGCAAUUGUGCUUGCCUUUGUCUUUGCCGUCAUUUCCUUCGUCUUUACGCUCCCGCGCUCGUACAAGCUCUUCUCGAUCGCGGCCUUCGUGUCGUUCAGCUCGAUUCUAGUCGUCGUCUUCUUUGCCAUGAUCACCAGCGGUGUCACCGGUCCGCAAAACGCGCCCGCCAACGCGCCUCCCCUCAAAGUGGUGGCCUUUGGUCCCGCCCCCGGUGUCAAGGUCGACUUCCUCACCGGCUUUCUCUACGUGCUGAACCUCUUUAUCAGCUUCGGUGCCAUUCCUAGCUAUAUGCCAAUCAUCUCGGAGAUGCGCAAGCCCACCGACUUCCGCAAGAGUCUGUUCGUGCUGGUUGCCGUUCAGCUGGUUCUCUACCUGAUUGUCGGUGGAGUCAUUUAUCACAACCUCGGUCAGUACACGACUUCGCCAAGUCUCAACAGCCUGUCUUUCACUAUGAGUAAGAUCGCCUACGGUCUGGCGCUUCCCACCAUCCUCAUUGCUGGGUGCGAAAGUGGACAGGUCGCCAACAAACAUCUCUACCUGAUCGUUUUCCGCUCGCGCCCUCAGCAUAUCCACAAUUCCACCACGACGGGCUGGAUCGUCUGGGUUCUCAUCAACGCUGUCACUUGGGUACUCGCUUUCAUCCUUGCAGAGCUCAUUCCUUUCUUUAGCUCAUUCCUCGGUCUGGAGGCUGCGUUGUUCUGGUCGAUGUUCACCGGUCUCAGUGCUGUAAUGUGGUUGUACCUCAACCAAGGACGAUGGGUCGAGUCGUGGCGCAAGAUGGUGGGUCUUUCGAUUGCAUUGCUCAUCCUGGCUAUCUCGGCCGUCAUCUGUGUAGCAGGAGUAUGGGCCAGUGCCAUCUCCAUUCGUGACUCUUACAGCUCGGGCGCCGUGGGCAGCCCCUUCUCGUGCAGCUCUGCAUCGUAG
Sporisorium graminicola is the source of this 1614-nucleotide messenger RNA. RefSeq lists its product as uncharacterized. Gene Ontology annotation, biological process: amino acid transmembrane transport. Gene Ontology annotation, molecular function: amino acid transmembrane transporter activity. The transcript has a single exon. Gene Ontology annotation, cellular component: vacuolar membrane. NCBI's taxonomy places the organism in Eukaryota, Fungi, Basidiomycota, Ustilaginomycetes, Ustilaginales, Ustilaginaceae. The record is from RefSeq and is a predicted model, not a curated record. Bases 1 to 1614 code for a protein of 537 amino acids.